AUGGCCAAGACCUUCAAAUACGUUAUCGUCGGAGGAGGAGUUGCCGCUGGUUAUGCGGCGAGGGAGUUUGCCAAACAGGGAGUUAAGCCAGGGGAGUUGGCUAUCAUCUCCAAGGAAGCGGUAGCACCUUAUGAACGUCCUGCUCUGAGCAAGGCUUAUCUUUUUCCAGAGUCCCCUGCUAGACUUCCUGGCUUCCAUGUCUGUGUUGGAAGUGGAGGAGAAAGGUUGCUUCCUGAGUGGUACACAGAAAAAGGGAUUGAGUUAAUUCUUAGUACUGAAAUAGUGAAGGCAGACCUUGCUGCAAAAUCUCUGAUCAGUGCCGCAGGAGAAACAUUCAGUUAUCAGACUUUGAUUAUUGCAACUGGCUCAACAGUUAUAAGGCUCACAGAUUUUGGUGUGGAAGGAGCUGAAGCGAAAAACAUCUUUUAUUUGAGAGAGGUUGACGAUGCUGACAAAUUGUAUGAGGCAAUCAAGGCAAAGAAGAAUGGGAAAGCUGUGGUUGUUGGGGGAGGAUACAUUGGUCUGGAGCUUAGUGCAGUGUUGAAACUCAACAAUAUUGAUGUUACUAUGGUCUACCCGGAGCCUUGGUGUAUGCCACGACUUUUUACUGCUGGUAUAGCUGCAUUCUACGAGGGGUAUUACGCAAAUAAGGGCAUCAAUAUCAUUAAAGGAACUGUUGCUGUUGGAUUCACUUCUAAUUCUGAUGGAGAGGUAAAAGAAGUCAAACUAAAGGAUGGCCGGGUCCUGGAAGCUGAUAUUGUUGUUGUGGGUGUUGGAGGAAGGCCACAAACAGCAUUAUUCAAAGGACAGGUUGAAGAGGAGAAGGGUGGAAUCAAGACUGAUUCCUUCUUCAAAACUAAUCUUUCUGAUGUAUAUGCUGUUGGUGAUGUUGCUACUUUCCCUUUGAAAUUAUACGGUGAAUUGAGAAGAGUUGAACAUGUUGAUCAUGCUCGCAAAUCAGCUGAACAGGCCGUGAAGGCCAUCAAGGCAGCUGAGGAUGGAAAAACAGUUGAGGAGUAUGACUACCUUCCAUACUUCUAUUCCCGUGCAUUUGAUCUGUCAUGGCAAUUCUAUGGCGACAACGUUGGUGACACAGUGCUAUUUGGGGACAGCAAUCCAGCGUCACCAAAGCCUAAGUUUGGGUCAUACUGGAUUAAAGAUGGGAAAGUUGUGGGGGUCUUUCUGGAGAGUGGAACUCCCGAAGAAAACAGUGCUAUUGCUAAAGUUGCUAGGGUCCAGCCUCCGGUUGCGGAUGUAGAACAGCUUGCGAAGGAAGGUCUUUCCUUUGCUAGUAAAAUAUAA
Sphenostylis stenocarpa is the source of this 1302-nucleotide messenger RNA. The record is from the annotation of a GenBank genome assembly. Lineage: Eukaryota; Viridiplantae; Streptophyta; Magnoliopsida; Fabales; Fabaceae.